GGGGCACCCUGCGCCCGUGCUGAGUGGGGCGAGCUCUGUAGACAGCUCCACCAGCAGCCAUGCAGCGCGGGCCUGAGACCACCUCCUCUGGCUGCCGCAGCCCCGCCUGCGUCUGCGGUGGUCAGUGCCGGCUCUGACUCUCUAGCUGUCCUCCUACACUUCUCAGAGGAGCUGGCCGUCCCAGCUCCCUCACUGCACGGCGGCCCGGAGACUGGGCCUCGCAUCUGGAAGCAGCAGUCACCCUCCUUUCCUCUUCCACACCCGCACCGCGGGGCAGGCCACCCUGGGGCCUCCGUGGCCCUGACCGUGUGCUUCCCACAGAGAAGCCAGGGCCGCGAGGAGGGCCAGGAGGAAGACCCUGACCGCUACGUCUGCAGCGGGGUCCCCGGGCGGCUGCCGGGCCUGGAGGAGGAGCUGACCCUCAAGUACGGGGCGAAGCACGUGAUCAUGCUCUUCGUGCCCGUCACGCUGUGCAUGGUCGUGGUGGUGGCCACCAUCAAGUCCGUGCGCUUCUACACGGAGAAGAACGGGCAGCUCAUCUACACGCCCUUCACCGAGGACACGCCCUCGGUGGGCCAGCGCCUGCUCAACUCCGUGCUCAACACCCUCAUCAUGCUCAGCGUCAUCGUGGUCAUGACCAUCUUCCUGGUCGUGCUGUACAAGUACCGCUGCUACAAGUUCAUCCACGGCUGGCUGAUCAUGUCCUCGCUGAUGCUGCUGUUCCUCUUCACCUACAUCUACCUCGGGGAAGUGCUCAAGACCUACAACGUGGCCAUGGACUACCCCACCCUGUUCCUGGUCGUCUGGAACUUCGGGGCGGUGGGCAUGGUGUGCAUCCACUGGAAGGGCCCGCUGGUGCUGCAGCAGGCCUACCUCAUCAUGAUCAGCGCGCUCAUGGCCUUGGUCUUCAUCAAGUACCUCCCGGAGUGGUCCGCCUGGGUCAUCCUGGGCGCCAUCUCUGUGUACGGUAGGUGGGCGCCGGCGGGCAGAGCCUGCGGCAGGCAGAGGGUCGGCGUCGAGGGCCCAGCCUCGCUGCUGCACACGCGUGGCCGGUGUGGAAAGGCCCCUCCUCCCUCCCCCGGGCCUGGGGGUGGGGAUGGAGGGAACCUCCCUUCUGAGAGAUUGUCCCGCGUGGACUCACGACUGCUGGCGCGGUUUGUUAAUAGCAAACGUUUACCGAGCCCUCGCACUGACCGCCCGACGCACUGCCAGUCGCCGGGCACGGGCUGGCACGACGAAGCGAGGGUGGCCUUCCGUCCUCUGCCUCAGCUUCCUUCCUCUUACAUGGCCUGGGGAGUCUUUCCUUGGCGCCGGGCCAGGGGGCGGGCAGGGACCCUGAGCUCCAGAGAAGCCUCUGACCAGCUUCUGUCUCUCCCUUCCUGUCCCACCCCGCGGGGAUGCCGGCGUCUCCUACUGGACCCAGAAGAAGACUCCUGCGACAGUUUGGGGGAGCCCUCGUACCCGGAAGUCCUUGAGCCCCCCCUGCCUGGCUCCCCGGGGGAGGAGCUGGAGGAAGAGGAGGAAAGGGGCGUGAAGCUGGGCCUCGGAGACUUCAUCUUCUACAGCGUGCUGGUGGGCAAGGCGGCGGCCACGGGCAGCGGGGACUGGAACACCACGCUGGCCUGCUUCGUGGCCAUCCUCAUCGGCCUGUGCCUGACCCUCCUGCUGCUCGCCGUGUUCAAGAAGGCGCUGCCCGCCCUGCCCAUCUCCAUCGCCUUCGGCCUCAUCUUCUACUUCUCCACCGACAACCUGGUGCGCCCCUUCAUGGACACGCUGGCCUCGCACCAGCUCCACAUCUGAGGGCGGCCGCCGGGGGUUGUGACCGAUGCAGCUGUGUAGUCUCACACUCUAGUGCCAGAUACUUUUAAGACUUUUAUUUCCUUAGAAAAAAAGCAAACGAGAAUAAAAAAAGACCGUGUUUACUGCGUGGGGAAGAACCGCCUUUUGGUGCUAGUUUUGCCACCAGACGGAGGCUCACCCUUCCCGAGCGCUCGCUGGGAAACAAGCCCACCCAGAGGAGCAGGAGCCGGGAUGUCCGCGGCGAGAGGAAGGACGAAGGAAAGUGCGCGCACAGCAGGCCCGGCUCCCGCGCAGGGCAGGGCGGCACCAGGCACCCGGUCACUGGCCGGAGAAAAGCCCACUUUGUCUGCGAGGAAUGUGGCCAGUGCUUUGUCUAGGACGUCAGUAUGUUAUUACCUUUAGAAACCAAGUCCUAAUCGUGUUACAGCAGUUCCCCUGGGAAGUGGCUUCAUAUUAAUAUCAAUAAAAGAUGAAUCCUG
Messenger RNA from Myotis lucifugus (little brown bat), 2279 nucleotides. RefSeq names its product presenilin-2. The record is from RefSeq and is a predicted model, not a curated record. The transcript is spliced from 7 exons. NCBI's taxonomy places the organism in Eukaryota, Metazoa, Chordata, Mammalia, Chiroptera, Vespertilionidae. The annotation marks the transcript as partial. Gene Ontology annotation, molecular function: aspartic endopeptidase activity, intramembrane cleaving. Gene Ontology annotation, biological process: protein processing; amyloid-beta metabolic process; Notch receptor processing. Gene Ontology annotation, cellular component: ciliary rootlet; perinuclear region of cytoplasm; Z disc.